UAUUCUCGUGUCAAAUCUCCAAAAAUAUAGUAUCUCUUCCCCCUUAGCUGCCUCUUUCUUUCUUGUAGCAACUUCGGCUUCUCUUCUCUAAAAUGGGGAAAAAGGAGGAGCCGGUGGUUUUCUUCUUUUAUCUGCUCUCCUCGUUCGCUCUUCUGUCUGGAAUCCAAGGGGUUGAAUGUUCAUCAUCAACUGAACAACAUCUGGAGAAAAGUAACGGUCACCAUCAUCGUCUUGGUCUCUCAAAGCUGUUUGUGUUCGGAGACUCUUACGCUGACACAGGGAAUAUCAGAAAGUCAGUAUCAAGUUCUUGGAAGCUACCCUAUGGAAUCACUUUUCCCGGUAAACCAUCCGGCCGUUUCUCCGACGGUCGCGUCUUAACCGACUACGUAGCAUCAUUUAUGGGAAUAAAGUCUCCAGUACCAUACAGAUGGAGGAAGAUGGGGAGGAAAUCAAUGAGACACGGGGUGAACUUCGCUUGUGGAGGUACAGGCGUGUUCCAGACUAUGGUCUCGGAGCCAAACAUGACCACCCAGAUCCUCUUCUUCCAACGUUUGAUCCAACACCAUCAGCGUCACUUCACACAGGCCAACCUCGCUUCCUCUGUCGCUCUCGUCUCCCUCGCCGGCAACGACUACGGUGCUUAUAACGCUCGCAAUGGCUCUGCCCAGGGUUUGCGGGUCUUCAUUGCUUCUGUGGUUAAUCAACUGGUAUUGAACCUAAAACGUAUCCAUGACUUGGGAGUGAAGAAAAUAGCAGUUACGGCUUUGGAACCUCUGGGAUGUCUUCCUCAGAACACAGUGAUGGCGUCUUACCUGCAAUGCAAUGGAUCUCUGAACAUGGCCGUCAAUCUCCACAAUGUCCUGCUUCGACAAGCUGUGGCCAAAUUGAACAACGAGACCAAGGACUCUGCUUUCCAUAUCCUUGAUCUCUAUGAUGCCUUCAUGUCCACAUUCAAGAGACAUGCUAACCAUGCAGGAAGGAGCAUCUUGAAGCCAUGUUGCGUGGGUGUGAGGGAGGGGUUGUCAUGUGGGAGUGUGGAUAAGAAAGGUGUGAAGCAGUACACAGUGUGCAAGAAGCCUAACUCUGCAUUCUUUUGGGACGAUGUUCACCCAUCACAGUCGGGUUGGCGAUCUGUCUAUAGAGCUUUGCAGGCUUCCCUGUGCCAACUCUACCAUUAACUCUCUUCAAUUCUCCUUUCUUUACAUCUAAUUACAUUGUGAAAACGCUAAAAUUAACCAUUUUCUAUCGACUUUAUUUUGAUAGUUAGUGGAAUUCAUUUGGGUCUAAA
This is a messenger RNA of Macadamia integrifolia, 1288 nucleotides long. RefSeq names its product GDSL esterase/lipase At5g03610-like. The record is from RefSeq and is a predicted model, not a curated record. The coding region runs from base 93 to 1178 and encodes 361 amino acids. The transcript is spliced from 5 exons. NCBI's taxonomy places the organism in Eukaryota, Viridiplantae, Streptophyta, Magnoliopsida, Proteales, Proteaceae. Gene Ontology annotation, molecular function: hydrolase activity, acting on ester bonds.